GCUUCUUUCAACAACAUAAAAUGCUAUUUUCUUUCGUUUUUCUACGAUAAAACAUUGACGAAAAAUUCUUUUUUCCCCUUCAUAAUAUUAACCGUUUUUACGUUAUUUCAGCCUUUAAAAGUAUUGUUUUUCUGGACGGAAAAAUGUGCAGAAUGUUAAAAAUUUACUUUAAAAGAGAGAAUCUAGACGUCUGUCCUAAAAGGAGGUUAAAAAAGAAGUUAGUUAAGGUUUAAAAGAGAGGAUACUUAUAUGUAAUUUGUUUUACUCUGAUAGUUGAUAACUGUUAAUCUGUGGAGAAAAUUACAAUUCUUCAAAAGACACAAAGAAAAAAGUCAUUAUCUCGUAUAAUAAACACUAAAGAAAUAAGAGAAUUGUUCGCUUGUGCAUUGUCCUUUCCUUCCUUUUUGAUACGUAGACGUCUAGUUGCGAUAGAGUUUACUAUUUUAUUUAUACAGGCUACUUUCUAGGCUAAAGCAGAUUGAAUAUCAUCCAAUUAUUUUAUAUGUUACUUUUAUUAUUUAAUGACCUAUAUUUUUACUGAUGAUUAUACAGAAAAAGUGAGUAAUUUUUUAAUGGGUAGUCUAUAGUAAUAGAGAAAUCUUGCGCAUGUUAAAUAAUGAUGCUGCUCGCAAACAAAAUAAAGUCUAGACUGAGAGCCAGCGCCGUUGUUUGUCACAACGAGAUUCGUUUCCGGCUGAGAUAGUAUAAAGCGAAUCGAAAGAGUAGAAAUAUAUGAAUUUAAACUGUAAUCGUUACAUUUUCUCAGGCAUACGAAGAGCAUCUGUUACAAGAGUAAUUUUAAAAUUCGUUGCAGAGCUAAUCAAUCAGUAAUGGCAAAGCUAGCAGAUGAUAAGCCAGCAACCUACUACCUGAAGUCUAUAUCAAACACUUUUGGUAAAGGACCGCUGAAAAUUGUUACACAAAAUGAAAAUGGGCCUUGUCCACUAAUAUCACUCAUGAACUGUUGCAUUUUGAAAGGUUUCCUAACUCUUGACUCUAAGGAAGACUUAAUUACAUCGUCCUAUAUAAUUGAGCUUCUAGCUACUGCUGUUACAUCAGAAUAUGCCGACGACAUGGGAAAGACAUUUCCACCUCAAAAAAUUGCAGAAUGCUUGAGUAAUUUAUCCAAGUUAGAGAAAGGAGUUAAUGUUUCUCCACAAUUUCUCGGGGUAAAAGAUUUCCUUGACUGUUCUGAAUUAGCUCCAUUUAAAGUGUUUGGCAUUCAUAUUUAUCACGGAUGGAUUGUGCCUCCAACAAACCCAUUAGUUCAAAAUUACAUUGGAACUCUAUCAUAUGAAGAAAUAUGCGAAAAAAUGAUGAGAGAGGAAGAUAAUGGCGAAAAUAUUGAAUCAAGAAUUGCUACUAAUCAAUGGAUGCUAGACAAUUCGGCUCAAAUCACUGAUUAUGGUCUAAGUAAAAUUAGAGAAACAAUGAUGGAAGAGGAAAUUGCGGUGCUAUUUAGAAAUAAUCAUUUUUCGACUAUUACUAAAUCGCAGGGAAAACUCAUCACUCUCGUCACUGAUCAGGGAUAUCUUGAUCGUCAGAAUAUCGUUUGGGAAACACUCUCGGUGACUGGAGCUGGUAUUUAUUUAAAUCAUCAAUUUCAACCAAUUGCCGGGGAGGAAUCUAUAAGUUUAAAUAAUUAUUACUCAUCGGACUUAACUUCAUUAGAAAGGCAGGAGAAAGAAUACGAAGCUGUAGCUGGUCUUAUGAUGAUGAAAAAUUCUGGAGAGGAUCUCAUGAAAGCUAUCGAUGAAGAUCCAACGAUAAGCGAAGACGAUAGGAAGGCGGUUAAAAUGGCUCAACAGGAGCUAAAUUUAACCAGAAGGCAGGAAGAAGAAGAUUAUAGUCUUGCCAAAGCUCUUGAACUUGAAGAAGCUGCUAGGCAAGAAGAUCUAAAUGUUGCAAAAGCAAUGGAAAUACUCCAAAUGGAAAAGGAAGAGGAAGAAAUACGAAGUCAUAAAGUCCCAACACCGCCAUCCUCAUCGUCCAAUAACUGCACCAUAUUGUAAUAAGAAGUAUUGUAAAAAAAAAAAGGGAAUUUUCGUGGUGGUGCUAAAUCUUUUAAAGGAAAAAAAGAAACUAACACAGAAAAAAAAACAAUCGAAUAAAUAAAAUGUCCAAUUAAUGAAUUGAUACAUUGAAAUAGGAUUGAUGGUAGAAAUGAAUAUCUUUUGAGGAUUUAUUAUAUUUCCUCUUCUUCUUCUUCUUCUUUUUUAAAUAAUAUCUCGAAUUUAUUGGACGCAAAAAUGUCCUUCGAAUUGUGAAUUAUUCUGUUUACAAAUGUUUAGUAAAUUUUGUUUUUUUGGCGCACUGUGAUUGUUCUUUUUUCUUGGGAACAAUUUCAAUUUUUGUUGAUCCAAGACUAUUUAGCUGUUCUAAAUAUUAAUAAUAUUUAUAAAUGAAUUAAAUGUGAGAAUUAUGGUUUUUAAUGCUAUUUGUUUUUAUCAGGUUUUCGUAUAUAUUCUUAAUUUAUAUAAAUGUAACUUAUGCAAAUUGUUCAUGUAAAUGAAUGAGAGAAAUUAUACUGUUAAUGUUUCUACUGUAAUUGUCCAAUGGUCCGCUCCUUAGCGUUUAUGACUCUUUUAUCUGCAGAUGUAUUUGUCUUGUAUAGAUCUUAUUGGGAUUUUGGGUGAGAAGAAAAACGCAAAAUUUUUUAUCUACUGUUUUUAGCAGAUAAAUUACAUUUUUGACUGAUUUACAACUUAUGGUUUUUACAGGGUAAGUUAAGGUUAAGCUUGAAUAAUCAUAACGUUGCUCGUUUCAGAUAUGUGUCAAGUUAUGGCUUUGUUUAAAAAACCUGAUCAGUUGUAAAUUUAUCACAAACGUGAUUUAUCAGUAUUUUUAUAAUUAAGACGUAAAUAUGUAUUCAUAAGUUAUGUAUAAUAAAAAUUAUCGACAGUGUUUCCCAAUCUUUUCAACAAUUUUCGUAUGCUACUUAAUGACUUAACAUAUAGAUCCGUUGGCUGUUUAAAGAAAUUUCUUUGAUAAAGCCAAGCAAAAUUAUCUCUAAUAUCGUCGAACAUUGGAAACGUCACUUCUUGGUCAAAGUCAAGAGCUUCGAGGUCAUGAAUAAGGUUCUUGACCCUCCUUUUCUCUCCCGAAUCUUCAUCAGCACGAUGAAAGUCGUCUGCCAUCGUUGUGAAAUUUUUGUGUUUCCAGUCUUCGUCGCAAGCCUCGCAAUCGCAGUCAAAAAAAUAUUGUGCAAGGAGCUUAUUUUGUCUGCUGGGCUUGUCCAGCGUUGCAAAAUUGUUUCCAUAAUCCACAAAGAUUUGCUCGUUUCUUGCAAUUGGUUUGAUCGCUCGUACCGUACAUGUGGAGCCAGAAAAUAUAAAAUCCACAUUCGGAUUGCACGAAUGAUUAAUACAACUUAUAUCUGGGUAUAAACCCAUACUAUUGUCAGACAUCUCAAUCCCAUUACAAGUGAUAAUAAAGAGUGCCCUUAACAUCUUCUUAUGAUUUCGAAUUCCUGUGAAAUAGCAUAUAUAAUAUGCUAAAGCUUCAAAUUGCAAGUGCUCAAGGUUGGAUCUUUUCAAAUUAUUUGCCACCAUAUUUAUCCAUUCUGAAUCUUCUCUAAGUAGCAGCUUGAUAGCCAAGACACCCAAUUUACCAAUAGAAUGAUGAUAUAAGACAUUAGCCAAUCCGCAAAUUAUCUGAUGAGCUGCAAAAUUUUUCGCGUAGCAAUCUUCCGUACAAAAUAUAUCAUCUGGACAAGAAUCGCACGGAUAAGGCGCACCUGUUUUUUUAGCACAUCCACUACAUACUCCUCUGCCUGGUGUCACGCUGAUCUCAUAAGGUUCCCUAGACAAGAUCUUCUCUCCAAUUCUAAUCGCCCUUGUGGCGUACAUUCCUUUACCCUUUUUACCAGCUUCAUCUAUUUUAAACGGCUCAGAAGGAGGAACAACUGCCGGUGCUAUUUCAGCAUUUUUUAACUCUUCAAGAAGCGACUCGGAAGGAUUUUUGCUGUUUUCUGGUUCAAUUUCUAUCGCCUUUUUAAAAUAUUCUAACGCCGUCAGCUUUUCAUCCAAAUGAAGACAGAUAUGACCAAGUCUUCGAAAAAUUUUCGCUCGACUUGGCACAGGAAAACCGAAAAGACACGCCAAACUAUCCUCCUUAGCCUGCAACAGCUCUUUUUCAGUUUUCAGCGAGUACAGAGCAGCUGCCCUAUUAGCCAAACAGUAUGACCAUUCCAGGGAACCUCUAUUGCUCAGAGCGAGAGCCUCCGAGUAUAUUUUAAUUGCAGUUGUAUGCUUUUUAUGAGCAAGGUAUUCAUUGCCCCUUUGUCUUUGCCGCAUUGCUUUUUCCUCGUCUAUACGCCUCUUCAUUUUGUACACUUUAAUUUCCUUAAGUAAUUCAUCCAGCGUGUUUAGAUCUCUACUUAUGUGUCGUACUUCAUACAUUUCUCCGUCAUAUUUGGCUUUCAAAUGUAACAGAGUUUUUUUAAUAAAUUCAUCAUACUUGAUAGUAGCGUAUUUAGCCAUUGGAAACUUUAUUACCCUCUAACCGUUCUUUCACACUGUUUUAGAGAAAAUGGAGUAAUUUCAGAACGCGUAGGAAGCGGGAAAAACACCUUUUAACUAUAAAAUUAUUCAAAUGACUUUUAAAUAUAUAUACUUUUAACUUUUAUAACAUUUCUAUAAACUAAACUUUGUUUUAUGAAUAACGAUACUCUAAACGCUUAAAAAAAGUUGUAAAAAGUCAAGAACUAUAUUUUUUCUCUCAUAUUCCGUAAGUAGUCCAGUGGAACAUUGUUUUUUAUCGAAGAACCCACGUGUUCAACCCCUACUCGAAAAACUACUCAUAUACAAAUAUACAUACAUAUACAUAUACAAUAUAAUGUCACCAACAUACUUUUAAUUCCUGGCUAAUACUCAUUAAAAAAUAAUAAUUGAUUAUUAAUGUUUUACCGCCUACAAAAAUUUAUUUAAGCAUUGUUUUUCAUAUAGGAAAAUAG
Molecule: messenger RNA, 4954 nt
Organism: Dimorphilus gyrociliatus
Lineage: Eukaryota; Metazoa; Annelida; Polychaeta; Dinophilidae
Source: the annotation of a GenBank genome assembly